AUGUCAAAUCCAACCAACCGCACGAUAACGCUAUUUGACAUGCCACACCAGACUCCUGACGCCGACGCCGACGCCGUGCCUUCGACCAAGUGGAAUGAGACUGCUGACGCUGCGCCUGCUAUGAGAUCAACCAGAGGCCGUGCGAUCAGAUCCAACCGAUUCAAGCACUUCCGUGUCUCACACCAAGCAGGAAGAGGCCACGGGCGGCGUGCCUCGCACCAGGAAGAGAUUGCUGAUGCUGUGCUUCCAAUGAAGCGGGAAGGGACUGCUCACGCUGUUUCUCCGAUCAAGCAGGAAGGGACUGCCAACGCCAUACCUCCUUCCCUCCCCUUGACCGAUUUCCAACAAGAAGAGCCAGCUCCGCUCAACCCACAAGAUAUUAUACAACGAGUGACUACUAACUCCUCCUCACCAGGUGUUGACGCUACAAUGGAUAUCAGCUCAGCGCCCACGAGGGAGGAGCAGAGGCAGGGAUGGAUAUCGGAGGCGAUUGAGCGAAUUGAGCGAAUCCAACGCUUAGGCCGGAUGUCGGAGGCGGUCGAGCAGGUUGAGCGAAUUCAGCGCUUGCCAGUGGGUGACACACUCCUAUACGGCGAGAUACAAGAAUUGGUGACGGUGAUGCGCCGCCUCGAACGCGAGAUCCUUCUGAGCAUAUCCUCUAGGUUGGGACGCCUCCAGGCCCAGCAGCAACAGCAGCAGUUGUACCGGAACGAUGAGGGGUCAUUCAACAACAACAGAAAGAUGAUGGAAUGGUUACAGACCAUGAAUUUGAUUGUGCUGCACAUCCUUGAGAGCAGAUGCAGUGAGUGGGUUCAGAGGGAGUAA
This is a messenger RNA of Fonsecaea erecta, 825 nucleotides long. RefSeq lists its product as hypothetical. The record is from RefSeq and is a predicted model, not a curated record. Lineage: Eukaryota; Fungi; Ascomycota; Eurotiomycetes; Chaetothyriales; Herpotrichiellaceae. The transcript is spliced from 3 exons. The coding region runs from base 1 to 825 and encodes 274 amino acids.